Esox lucius (northern pike) is the source of this 3560-nucleotide messenger RNA. Its product is annotated as NACHT, LRR and PYD domains-containing protein 12. Lineage: Eukaryota; Metazoa; Chordata; Actinopteri; Esociformes; Esocidae. Gene Ontology annotation, molecular function: protein binding. The transcript is spliced from 11 exons. Gene Ontology annotation, biological process: innate immune response; regulation of apoptotic process; inflammatory response. Bases 1 to 3285 code for a protein of 1094 amino acids. The record is from RefSeq and is a predicted model, not a curated record.
AUGGAAUCUGAUAAAGGCGAAGGUGAAGGUGCCGAGUUUGUGGAGAGCCACAGGGCGGAACUAAUCCAAAGGGUUUCCGUGGUGAUGCCAUUGGCUGACGACCUGCUCCAGAGGAAGAUGAUCAAGGAAGAGUUAUACGCCCGUAUCAAGGCGAGCAUGACUCCUCAAGACCAGAUGAGAGAGGUGUACAGUGCCCUGAAUGCUGGGGGGGCCAGAGUCAAAUCAGCCUUUUACACUGUCCUCCAGCAGAAAGAACCAUACUUGGUUCACGAGCUGGAAGAGUCCAGUGUCGAUGCUAAAGUGAAAAGAUCAGGAGCGGGGCUUCGUAAAGUCAAAGAGAUGCUGAAGGCCACUUUAAAAGACAAGUAUUCCUGCAUCUACGAGGGAACUACCAAGGAGGGUGACAAAGUGUACUUCAACGACAUCUACACCCAGCUGCACAUGGUCAUGAGCACUGGGGGAGAGGCUUCAGACGACAUGAAAGAGCUGGGGUCAGAUGACCUGCAGGAGACGUCCCUGUCCUUCCAGGAUCUGUUUGGAGGGAAAGAGAAGAAGAAGCAUAUCCGACUGGUCCUGACAGAGGGAGUUAGUGGGGUAGGGAAGAGUGUUGCUGCCCAGAAGUUUGUCCUCGAUUGGGCGGAAGGGAAAGGAAACCAGAAAUUGGACUUAAUUUUUCUAAUCCCCUUCUACAAGCUUAACAGCAGUGAGGAUAUGCGAGGAGAAGUGGUGGAGAAGAAGAGUCUCAUGAACCUGCUCCAUCUCCUGUUCCCUGACACUGUACCUUUGCAGUCCCUGGAAGGGAAUAAAGAGAAGAUUAGAGUACUUUUCAUCCUGGAUGGAUUGGACCAGAGCAGACUUUGUCUAGACUUCAACAACAACGUUCUAUCUGCUCAAGUAAAUGACGUCAACAAGCCGGCCACAGUUGAAGUCAUCAUCACCAACCUUCUCAAUGGCAACCUCCUCCCUAGCGCCCUCAUCUGGGUCAUAUCACGACCCCCCGCAGCCAAAGCCAUACCGCGCCGUCAUGUAGACCAGUGGAUAACAGUGCAAGGCUUCCGCGAAAGAGAAAUCAAAGAGUAUUUCGAAAAGAGGAUCUCUGACCCGGCCCAAGCAGAGAGAGUGCUGUCUGACAUCCAGACAUCUCGCUGCCUCUAUAACAUGUGUCACAUCCCUUUCUUCUGCUGCAUCAUAUCCACGUUUUUGCAUAAGAGACUUGGGAAGCCAAAUGGGAUUGAGAAAGAAAGCGAGAAAAAGGGAGAAUUAAGGAAAACCGUGGAGACCCCUACCAAUCUGACAGAAAUGUACAUUCGCUUCUUCGUAGCUCUCAUUGAUAAGACCACUGAGACUUUGCCCCGCCCCCAAACAGGAAGUGUUGACAGAAGGAAGAGUAGCACAAUAAGAGCAAUAAGUGCCAUAAUACCGGGCCCAGGAAUUUCUGACACAGACACAGUCCUGCUCCGUCUGUGUAAGCUGGCUUGGCAGCAGCUUCAGAACGGUCAGCUGGUAUUCAAGGAAAAGGCGCUGACUGAGGCCGGGCUGGUCGGUAGCGAAGUGGCCGUAUUCUCUGGGGUUCUGCUGGGUGUCCGGGACAAGUACCGCUUUGUCCACUUCAGCCUGCAAGAGCUGCUAGCGGCAAUAUACGUUCAUUACUCACAUCGACAACUCAGACAAAACUUACUGAACAAAGCCCUGAUCACACAGUGUGUGAGCUUUUUAAGCCGGUCAGAGUUCAAGUUCCACAAGGCGGCAAUCAAAAAGUCUCUACGCAGCCCCACUGGCCACCUGGACCUGUUCCUUCGCUUCUUGUUGGGCCUCUCAUUUAAGACCAAUCUGGAGCUCCUGCAAGAGCUCCUGCCAGAGGAGGAUUGGAGGGAGGACAUGGAGGAAGGCGUGGAGAGAACGGUGAGGUACAUCCAGCUGCGUUUAGGUGGGAAGAAAGGAGGCGUGCCGCAGCAGAGAUGCGAGAACCUUUUCCUCUGCCUGAGAGAGCUGGGAGACACAUCGCUAGCAGUGAAGCUGCAGGAAUACUUGAAUUCAGGGGUGUCUGAGAGAGACAUUACACCGUCGCAGUGGGCGGAGUUUGUGCAAUCUCUGAUGACCUCUGAUGACCCAUUGGAAGAGUUCGACCUUAAGAAGUACAUCCCUUCCCAAGCUGUUCUGCACAGACUUCUUCCUUUGGUCCAACAGUCUAAGCGGGUCCUACUCAACCGCUGCAAGCUGAAAGAGCAGUGCUGCAAAUCUCUCGCCUCAGUUCUCAGUUCCAAUAUUUCCCACCUGAUGGAGCUGGACUUGAGUGACAACAACCUGCAGGAUUCUGGAGUGAAGCUGCUUGCUGCUGGAUUAGAGAGUCCACAAUGUAAACUCCAGACAUUAAGGCUGAUUUAUUGUGACCUGAAAGAUAAGUCUUGCAAAACAUUGGCCACAGUUCUCUGCUCCAACUCCUCCCACCUGAAAAACCUGGACCUGAGUGAUAAUGAUCUGCAGGAUUCCGGAGUGAAGUCGUUAUCUGCUGGGCUGAAGAAUUCAGUCUGUACACUGGAGACACUAGGCUUAUCGUUGUGUAGAGUUACAGAGGAAGGCUGUGCUUCUCUGGCCUCCGCUCUGAAGUCCAACCCCUCUCAUCUGAGAGAUUUGGACCUGAGCUAUAAUCACCCUGGAGACGAAGGGAAGAAGCAACUUUCAGAAUGUCAACUGGAAAACCUCAGUGUGCUCCAUGAUGGAAAAUGCAGGCUGAAAACUGGGCCUCAAAAAUAUUUCUAUAACCUGACCCUUGACCCCAACACUGCCAACCAGAAGUUCUCAUUGUCUUCGGGGGACAAGAAGGCGACGGGGGGUAGUGAGAAGCUGCCCUACCCUGACCACCCAGAAAGGUUUGACCACUGGGGACAAGUGAUGUGUAGAGAGAGUCUGACCAUGCGCAGCUACUGGGAGGUAGAGUGGACUGGGGAGAAGGCUAGCAUGGGAGUGGCUUACAAAGGGAUUGGUAGGACAGGACAGGGUCGUGACUGUGGACUGGGGUAUAACAACAUGUCCUGGAGUCUGGUCUGCUCUAACAAAACUUACACUGCCUGGCACAAUAAUAAGAACAUUACCAUAAGUGUCAAAUCCCCCAACCAAAAAAUGGGAGUGUUUCUUGACUGGCCAGCUGGCACUCUGUCUUUCUAUGCAAUCUCCUCUAAAAAACUGACCCUUGUGCACAAGUUUGAAUCCACAUUUACUGAGCCCCUCUACCCAGGCUUUGGGCUAGGGCUGGAGUCGUCUUUGUACCUAAGCCAGUUGGAUUAGCCUCCAGUCUCCUGGGACAGAAGUGGUGUGUGUCAUUUUUUUACUGUCAUAUUGAGGAAAAAAUGUCCACAUUUUCUUGUCCUCAUUGUGAAGAAGGCAAUUUUUUGUUUGGAGCAAAAAUUUAAAUUGGGGUUAGGGUUAUAAUGAUGGUUAGGCAUUUUCAGUCAGCUUUAGGGUUAGGCAUUAGGGCUAGGUUAAGUUUAGAUGUAAAUGUUGGGUUAUUGAGGUAAAGAUUACUGUAUGGUUAAGGUUAGGGUUACAGUUAGGGAACAUGG